AUGUCUGUAAGUAAAGCACCCUUCUCCCCUUAGCCUUUCCACUCUUCCGCACAACUCACCCCUCCCUCCUCUCGCACCAUAGCUCGUACAACCGGUGAACCCCAAGCCUUUCCUGUCCGAGCUGACCGGCAAGCCCGUCAUGGUCCGCCUCAAGUGGGGGAUGGAGUACAAGGGCUACCUCGUCUCGACGGAUGGCUACAUGAACUUGCAGGUCAGUGCACCUCAUGGCCUCCACGCCCCGUCCUCGUUUGGGGGAAGCGCACUGCCCACUGACGGUCUGCUUUCGACCGCGCACCAUUCUGGCCACCCCAGCUCGCAAAUACCGAAGAGUACCAGGAUGGCCUCAGUGUAGGAUCCUUGGGCGAGGUCUUCAUCCGGUACGUCCGCGAUACGCACGUAUGGCCGAGUCCCGCAGCGACUGACCCACCCCUCGCUGCCUGCGGCCUGAAAGGUGUAACAACGUGCUCCAGUCAGUCCCAUCCCCGCCGGUCUCCAUGA
This is a messenger RNA of Microbotryum saponariae, 498 nucleotides long. Lineage: Eukaryota; Fungi; Basidiomycota; Microbotryomycetes; Microbotryales; Microbotryaceae. The record is from the annotation of a GenBank genome assembly.